UAUGCUGAGAGGAUAUGGUUUAAUGAAAUAAUGUUCUUAGGGAAAUUUGCGGAUCUGAAGGUACAUCACCGAGGUUGGUAGUCGUGGUCCCUCUGUUUUGACUGUUUUGAAGCCUAUUUCAGAAGUGUGUGAAAAUCGUGGAAAUGGCGGACACUCCAGCGAAGAGUCCUGCAAAACCCGCAGCCAAAGCAGGCGUCAAGGCUGCGACCAAAGCAGCAAAGGCUGCUGGAGCUAAAGCCGCUGGUAAAGAAAAGAAAGUUGUCAAGAAAAGGAAAGUAACUGCAAAGGAUUUUCCAGCUAAGAAAUUACCAGCAGUACCAGAGUCCAUACUCAAGAAACGUAAACGCAGGGAUGAACGGACACAGCGUCAACUCUUCCGAUCAGUCAAGGGUAACCUCAACAGGAUUAAGAAACGAAGAACUAUUUUCUUGCGAGCUGAGAAAUAUGUUAAGGAAUACAGAAUGAAAGAACGAGCUGAACUUAAAAUUGCUCGUGAUGCCCGUAAGCGCGGCAAUUAUUAUAUUCCAGGAGAAGCCAAAUUGGCUUUCGUCGUCAGAUUGAAGGGUAUCAACAAAAUUCCACCAAAACCAAGGAAAGUCAUGCAGUUGUUUAGAUUGCGCCAAAUCAACAAUGGUGUUUUUAUCAAAUUAAACAAGGCUACAUUGAAUAUGCUUAGAAUUAUUGCUCCUUAUGUCACAUGGGGCUACCCCAACCUGAAGAGCGUGCGUGAACUGCUGUACAAACGAGGAUUCGCCAGGAUCCGAGGUCAAAGAAUCCCGAUCACCUCCAACAGGAUGAUUGAGACACAUUUAAAACGUUACAACAUCAUCUGUAUGGAAGAUUUAGUUCAUGAAAUUUUCACCGUCGGGAGGAACUUCAAAUACGCAACGCAUUUCCUAUGGCCUUUCAAACUCAACACGCCAACCGGUGGAUGGAAGAGGAAGUCUGUUCACUACAACGAUGGUGGUGACUUUGGAAACCGAGAAGACUUGGUCAACAAACUUCUCCGAUCAAUGGUCUAAUUUUUUAUGUUUUUACUUUUUUUUCAUACUCUUGACUUCCAUAGAGUCAAUAAAACACUGACUUUUGUUAAA
Bemisia tabaci is the source of this 1094-nucleotide messenger RNA. It is a transcript of the gene RpL7, whose product is annotated as ribosomal protein L7. Gene Ontology annotation, cellular component: cytosolic large ribosomal subunit. Gene Ontology annotation, molecular function: structural constituent of ribosome; RNA binding. The record is from RefSeq and is a predicted model, not a curated record. Lineage: Eukaryota; Metazoa; Arthropoda; Insecta; Hemiptera; Aleyrodidae. Gene Ontology annotation, biological process: maturation of LSU-rRNA from tricistronic rRNA transcript (SSU-rRNA, 5.8S rRNA, LSU-rRNA).